AUGGGGCCCAGCCUCGCCCACCUCCCCUCCACCCCGCUGGGCUGCUGGGUUUCACCUUGGGGUGCCUCUCCCCUCCUGGGCGUCCGCCGGCGUUUGGGGGCGCUGGUUCUGUGGGAUGGGCACUGCGGCGGGGGCUGUCUGGGGACACAGCAAGAGGAGCCCCUUCCUCUUCGAGACGUUUCUUUUGCCUCGCCGGAGAAGACACGAAUAGAGGCCUCUCUCACUAACAUUGGUGACUUAAAGAUAGUAGCUGCAUCCAGGUGUGAAAGCAAAGCCUUUCAAUUUGCUCUUUGUCUUUGUUUUCAGGUAACUGAGCUGAAUGAGCCUCUCUCAAACGAGGAUAGAAACCUGCUGUCUGUAGCCUACAAGAAUGUAGUCGGAGCUAGACGGUCCUCCUGGCGCGUCAUCAGCAGCAUAGAGCAGAAGACCAUGGCAGAUGGGAACGAGAAGAAGCUGGAGAAGGUUAAAGCCUAUAGGGAGAAGAUAGAAAAGGAGCUCGAGACAGUCUGCAAUGAUGUUUUGGCUCUCCUAGAUAAAUACUUGAUCAAAAACUGCAAUGACUUCCAGUAUGAGAGCAAGGUCUUUUACCUGAAAAUGAAGGGGGAUUACUACCGCUAUCUGGCAGAAGUUGCUGCUGGAGAGAAGAAGAACAGUGUGGUGGAAGCCUCAGAAGCUGCCUAUAAAGAGGCUUUUGAAAUCAGCAAAGAGCACAUGCAGCCCACUCACCCCAUUAGGCUUGGGCUGGCACUCAAUUUCUCAGUGUUCUACUAUGAAAUCCAGAAUGCCCCUGAGCAGGCCUGCCUUUUAGCCAAACAAGCCUUUGAUGAUGCCAUAGCAGAGCUGGACACACUAAAUGAGGAUUCCUACAAGGACUCCACUCUCAUCAUGCAGUUACUUCGAGAUAACCUCACUCUGUGGACGAGUGAUCAGCAGGAUGAAGAAGCAGGAGAGGGCAAUAAUUAAUAAGCUUUCCUCUGAUCCCUCUUUCAUCCACUUGGCCAUCCCCAUCAUCACCAAUAUUUCCUUGCCACAGUCACACUAAAUAUCUAGUGCUAAGCAUAUCUGUAUUGUACAGCUGUUCAGAUCUGCUGUCCACUUUAUCAAGAAGCAGUUUCAGAUGAGUCUUCAUGGGCAUUGAUGGAUUGAUUGGUUUAUUGGCCCUAUUUAUCUUAGUUGCACUUGAGCAGUGCAGAAGGAGGCAAAACAUUUGCCUAUUGAUUGAAAAAUAUGGGAAAGAAUAAUGGAAAGUGAUUGAGGAUAACUAGAUUCCAGUUAAAUUCUUUCUGUUUGCAAUGAGCUGACAGUUCUGUUAAGCAGUACAUUUUGUGCAUGCAAAGUAAAUUAGCCACCCCAAAUUUUUUUCAGUCAAUGAAAACAGUUAAGCUGAUGUGAAAUGACAACUCUGUUCAUCAGUUUACAAUAAACUGUUUGAAAUGUGAGGUUUCAGUAGCAAUUUGGUUUUUUUGCCUCUAACUUAUGUGCACAGUUUCUUUAAAUGCAGUGCAUCUACCUAAGAGUUUUGAUACUUGUAACCUUUUGCAGUUGUUUUGAAGAAUCAUGAAUUUAUUUUUUGUAAACUCUUUGGCUGUUUAGUUGUCUGUGUAUUCUGACAACUCUAUGUCAAUAUUUGCCCAUGUUAAGAUGGAUGACUGGGAAGCCAGACUUCUAAAUUAAAUGUUUUGGAAUUAAGUGAAUAAAAUAAAAUGCUGCUUCAGGGAUGUUAUCUCUA
Molecule: messenger RNA, 1729 nt
Organism: Cyanistes caeruleus (blue tit)
Lineage: Eukaryota; Metazoa; Chordata; Aves; Passeriformes; Paridae
Source: RefSeq, a predicted model, not a curated record